AACAUGGGUGUGUGACAUCUGUGACGCGACCAAUGAGGCCAAGAAGCAUCCUCCGGAGUAUGCCGUGGACAGCUCGGAGACGUGGUGGCAGAGCCCGCCGCUCUCCCGCGGUAUGAAGUACAACGAAGUCAACCUCACCAUCGACCUCGGACAGGAGUUCCACGUGGCUUACGUAUUCGUGAAGAUGGGCAACUCCCCGCGUCCUGGUCUCUGGGUGCUGGAGAAGUCAACGGAUUACGGGAAGACCUUUAAGCCUUGGCAAUACUUUUCCGACUCGCCUCAGGAUUGUGAACGUUACUUUGGCAAGGAAAGUCUGCAACCCAUUACCAAAGACGACUCCGUCAUCUGCAGCACGGAAUACUCAAAGAUUGUGCCUCUGGAGGGUGGAGAAAUCCCGAUAUCUCUGCUGAACUACCGUCCAUCGGCGAACCAGUACUUCAACUCAUCGGUGCUACAGGAGUGGACAAGAGCCACAAACGUCAGGCUACGACUGCUAAGGACCAAGAACUUAUUGGGGCAUCUCAUGUCCGUCGCCAAUAAAGACCCCACAGUCACACGACGAUACUUCUACAGUAUAAAGGACAUCAGUAUCGGAGGACGUUGCAUGUGCAACGGGCACGCUGACACGUGCGAGCCUGCGGACCCAGCCACGAACACCAACAUUCUGGAAUGUGUGUGCCAGCACAACACCUGCGGCCCACAGUGCGCUGAGUGCUGCCCUGGCUUCGAGCAGAAGAAGUGGAGGAUCUCUCAGCAUUGGGACAGAUUUGUUUGUGAACCUUGUAACUGCCACAACCAUACUACUGAGUGCGAGUACGACCCGGAUAUUGAUGCACAGCACUUGUCCCUGGACAUAUACGGCCGGUAUGAGGGCGGCGGAGUCUGCAAGAACUGCCAGCACAACACUGAGGGCAUCAACUGUAACAAGUGCAAGCCCACCUACUACAGGCCUUAUGGACGUAGCUGGAACGAGACCAAUGUGUGCCACCCCUGUAACUGUGACCUGCACUACUCAACGGGCAACUGUGAAGAGGAGUCAGGGCGUUGUGAAUGCCGGGUUGAGUUCAACCCACCGAACUGUGACUCCUGUGCUUACGGAUACUUCGACUACCCGGACUGCAAGCCUUGUACUUGCAACCUCAAUGGAACAGACGGACAACAGUGCACACCAGUUGAUGGACUUUGUCCAUGUAAAUACAACUAUGCGGGUAAAUCGUGCGAGAUAUGUGCUGAUGGAUACUUUUCACCUGAAUGUAAAAACUGUGAGUGCAACUCCGUGGGCUCGGUGUCGCCGGUGUGCGACAAGACGAGCGGCAACUGCACGUGUAAGAGCAAGUACAGCGGGCGGACCUGCAACCAGUGCGAGGCCGGAUACUACAACUACCCUACUUGCAAACACUGCAAUUGUGACGUAAGUGGCACGGAACCCAGCAUUUGUGAUGACGUCAGCGGCUCGUGCAUCUGUAAAACCGGCUUUGGAGGAGCUCGUUGCGAUCAAUGUCUGUCUGGUUACUACAUGGAGGUGUCGGGUCGCGAGCGGACGUGCGUGCCGUGCGGCUGCGAUCCCACCGGCUCGACCUCCACCAGCUGCUCGGCCUCCGGCAAGUGCAACUGCCUCGCCAACUUCGGCGGCAAGCAGUGCGACCAGUGCUCGCCAGGGUAUUACAAGUAUCCGGAUUGUUUACCGUGUUACUGUGACGUGUCGGGUUCGAUCGGGUCGACGUGUGACGACGCCGGCCAGUGCCACUGCAAGCCGAACUUCGACGGUGCCAAGUGCGACAAGUGCAAGGAGAAGUACUACAACUACCCCGCUUGCGAGGAGUGUAACUGCGAUCCCAGAGGAGUCAUCGCCAGCUUUGCAGGUUGCGGUUCGGUGCCGGCGGGCGAGCUCUGCCAGUGCAAGGACCGCGUGCAGGGCCGCAUCUGUAGCGACUGCAAGCCGCUGUUCUGGAACCUGCAGGAGUACAACCCUUCGGGAUGUGAAGAAUGUAAGUGCUACCUGGCGGGCACGCUGGGCGGGCUGGGCGCGUGCAACACGCGCUCGGGCCAGUGCACGUGCAAGCUGAGCGUGGGCGAGCGCCAGUGCGAUCAGUGCCAGGACGGCUUCUACAAGCUCGACACCAACAACGUCUUCGGAUGUACCGAAUGUGACUGCGACAUCGGCGGCUCGAUCGACAACAACUGCGACAAGCAGACGGGCCAGUGUCGCUGUCACUCGCGCGUGGAAGGCCGCCGCUGCGACCGGCCCAUCCGCGCGCACUACUUCCCCACGCUGCACCAGUUCCAGUUCGAAGUCGAGGAGGGCUACACGCAGUCUGGCCCCGUCCGCUACAGGAACUCCGACGAGGUCUUCCCAGGGUAUUCGUGGAAGGGAUACGUCGUGUUCUCCAUGCUACAGAAUGAAGUGACGAACCGCGUGCAGAUCGGCAAGUCUUCCCUGUACCGCAUGGUGGUGAAGUACGCGAACCCGCUGCAGGACCCCGUGCUCGCCACCAUCGUCAUCACGCCCGACAGCGUCGUCGAUAUACAGCAGAAGUUCAGCGUAGCGCUCCGGCCCACCGCGCGGCCGCAGCUGGUGACCGUGGCGGGAGAGAAGGGCAUCGCCCCGGCGCCGCUCGUCAUGAACCCCGGCAGCUGGAUGAUCACCAUCAAGACCAACAAGGAAGUCAUGAUUGAUUACUUCGUCCUUAUCCCGGAGACAUACUACGAGGCGACGGUGCUGACUAAAAUCGUGGACAAGCCGUGCGUGGUUGGCGACAAGACGCUGUGCCGCGACUUCGCCUAUCCCAGCCUCGCGGGCAGGCCCACCGCUGAUGUUAGUGGGCUUAGCACCUCGGUCACCGGCUACAUCGAUAAUGUUGAGCAACUGAACGAGCUGCAAGCGACAGCGGACUCCAUCCCGAUCCUCACAGCCGACGAGAUCCAGUACAACAUGAAGAUAGACCCGCCCGGGGCUUACAUCCUGCUCAUAGAAUACGUGACGCCGGUCAACCACAGCCUCGCCAACGUUAACGAGGUCGACAGCAACAACGGCUCAUAUUCCUUCGUACCCCGCGGACCUAUCAGCGUGCGUUUCCAGUCGGGAGACGAGCAGGAGACGAACGCGAUUGUGAACCUUAACGACUGUCCGUACAGAGCUCCUUGCAGACAGGCUGUCGUCGAUGAUCUGUCCAAGAUACAAGUGUUUAACAUCCAUGACGCGAAUAAUGUUAUUUAUUUGGUGGGUGAUCGCGACACAUUCGUGGGCAUCAAGUCCAUAGUGGCCAUACCGGAAGCGGACUGGAGCCUGGACUACAUCACGCCGCGCCCGUACUGCCUCCGACGUAACGGGAAGUGCGAGCCCGCUGUCUUCGCCGCCGCCGUCGACUCUAAGAAGGUGGAAGCCGAGUCCGGUACGGGUGGAGACCGGGACACGGUCCUGCCGAACCUGGACAACUCGACCUCCCCCACCGUGGUGUACUUAGCACCGGGCACUGAGCCGCUGCGGGUGGAGGGCAAGGUGCUCACCACCGGGGACUACAUGGUCCUCGUGCACUACUACCAACCCGUCAACCCUGAGAGCAGUAUCGACGCGGUGAUAAAGACAGAAGGCCAGCAGUUCGAGACCAGCGUGCCCGUCGAGCACUGCCCCUCCAUCACCGGCUGCCGCGCGCUGCUGCGACAGCCCGACGGCAACCAGCACUUCUCUAUAGCCGACACCUUCAACAUCACCUUCUAUGGCAACAACAGCAAGGGUCUCUGGAUCGACUACAUCCUAGUGGUAGCGUCGCCCGACUUCGUGGACAGCGCUCUGACCGAGGCCAACACCGUCGACUACACACGCGAGUUCAUCGAGAAGUGCGCCAACAACCACUACCAGAUCAACACCACGGAAACUGGUUUCUGCCACGACGCGAUGUUCUCGAUCACCGCGGAGUACAACAGCGGCGCGCUGGCGUGCAACUGCGACUUCCAGGGCUCCACCGAGCUGGAGUGCGACACGUCCGGCGGCCAGUGCCCCUGCAAGCCCAACGUCAUCGGCAGGGCCUGCAGCGCCUGCAGGACCGGCUACUAUGGCUUCCCCAACUGCAGGCCUUGCCACUGCCCCUCUACUGCCAUCUGUGAUGAUAAUGGUAUGUGCAUCUGCCCGAAGAACGUGGAAGGCGAGAACUGUGACCGCUGCAAGCCGUAUACGUUCAACUUCGAUGUGCAACGCGGCUGUGACGACUGCAACUGCAACCCGCUCGGAGUGAUCGACAACCAGUUGCAGUGCGAGGCCGAUAACGGAAACUGCGCUUGUCGCGACAACGUGGUUGGUCGUACGUGCGACCACUGCGUGCCGGGCCACUACGCGUUCCCCGAGUGCGUGCAGUGCACGUGCGACAGAGACGGCACUACCGACGACGUCUGCGACCAGAACACCGCGCAGUGCUACUGCAAGCGAUACGUUACCGGACAGGCUUGUGACGUGUGCCGCGACGAGUACUUCAACUUGCAAGCAUCGAACCCGGAGGGCUGCACCAAGUGCUACUGCUUCGGCAAGACCACGCGCUGUACCAGCUCCUACCUGUACUGGGCUACGAUCGUGGGCAUGGGUGACUGGUACCUGGUGAACGUGGACGCGAACCGCACGCUAAGCAUAACGCCGCGCACGCUCGGCCCCGCCAUGAUCAACGACUCGAUGAUCACCGCCGACCUCGUGGGCGACGACAGCGGACAGAAAGUCGUCUAUUUUGGAGCUCCCGAUCAUUAUCUUGGCCAACGACUGACGUCAUACGGAGGUUACCUGACUUACUACAUUCAGUACUCGACGGGUCCCAACGGACGCGCCAUCGCCGCUGCUGACGUCAUCAUCGGUGGAGCUGAUGGAUACCUAGUCCACAACAGCGUAGAGCAGCCAGCGUCGGACGUGUUAUGGACGCACGCCGUCCGCAUGUCCGAGGACGAGUUCAGCACUGCGGACGGUUCGCCCGUCACUCGAGAACAGUUCAUGAACACGCUCGUCAACAUCACCAGCAUCUACAUCAGAGCUACGUACUGGGACACCUCUGUAGCUACCAGUCUAUUGGCAGUAUCGCUGGAGAUCGGCGACGACGACUACGAGUACGAAGACUACGCGCGUCGCGCGGCCUCUGUCGAGGUGUGCCAGUGCCCGAAGGCGUAUCGCGGUCUCUCGUGCGAGCUCUGCGCGGAGGGCUACUACCGGCUGCCCUCCGGCUUCUGCGUGCCCUGCCAGUGCAACGGACACUCGCGCGAGUGCGACGUCAACACUGGCGUCUGUCUCGAGUGUACGGACAACACGAUGGGCGACCACUGCGAGCAGUGUAUCCCCGGUUACCAUGGCGACGCGCUCGCCGGCACCCCGCGUGACUGUCUCAUCUGCGCCUGUCCCAUGCCUUACGUCUCUAACAAUUUCGCUACGGGCUGCGACCUGAGCGACAACGGUGAGCUGAUCUCGUGCCAGUGCAAGCCCGGCUACGGCGGAGCUCGCUGCGAGUUCUGCGCUGCCGGCUACUACGGCGUGCCAGAACAGAUCGGUGACUACUGCAAGCCGUGCAACUGCUCGGGCAACAUCAACGUGAACGACCCGAGCUCGUGCGACAGCAUCACGGGCGACUGCCUCAAGUGCGUGAACAACACCGCCGGCACCGCCUGCAACCUCUGCGCGCCCGGCUUCUACGGAGAUGCUAUAUUCACCAAGAACUGCACAGCGUGUAGCUGCGACGAGUUCGGCAUGGAGCGGUGCGACCCGUCGACGGGCACGUGCGUGUGUCGCGCGGGCGUGGUGGGCGAGCGCUGCGACCGCUGCGCGCCCGACCACUGGGGGCUGAGCAGCGGCCGCGGCUGCGAGCCCUGCGCCUGCGGGCUGGCCUCCGAGGCCGCGCAGUGCGACCUCAACACCGGACAGUGCAAUUGUUCUAAGGGAGUGACGGGCAAACACUGUGACCAAUGCGCGGCUGGAUACUGGAACUACACUAAGGAGGGGUGCGACCACUGUAACUGCAACACCGGCUACUCGCUCGGGUUCACGUGCAACGCGCUCGGCCAGUGCGAGUGCCUGCCCGGCGUCAUCGGCGAGAAGUGCGACCGGUGUCCGGAGAGAUGGGUCCUCCUGCCGAACGAGGGUUGCCUCGAGUGCGACUCCUGCACGGACGCCUUGCUCAUCACCAUCGAAGACAUGACCGAACUACUUGCUAACGAGACCAAGGAUUUCAAGGACAAGGCAGACUCGUUCUUCACGACGCAGCGUCUGAACUACAUCUCGAACCAGACGAAGCUGCUGCGCCCGAAAGUGGCCGAGCUGAAGACCGUCGACGUGGCUGACGUCACCAGCGCCGUCAAGAACCUCGAGACCAACGCCAAGAACCUGCUCAGAUCUGCUGAAUUCGCGGCAACAGACAGCGACAAGCAGAUCACUCGCGCGGCUGACAUCGCUGCCGACGCCGCGAAGACCUUGGACUCGGUGAGGGACAGCAGCCAGAAGGCCAAGGCCGUCGUCACCCAUGUGUCCGAGUUGGCCACUGGUCUCGAGCUCAGCCAGCAACCGAAGGUAGACAGCGCGUUGGCUGAAGCGAGGCAGAUCAAGGACGAUAUUGCUGAAAAGGACCUGGCUCCAAAGAAGCUGCAAGCGGAAGGCGCUUUCGCGAACGCCACCAAACAGAUAGAACGCAUGAACGUCUUCGUGGAGCCUGUCAACGAACAAGCAAAGAAAUUCCACACGCUUGUGAACGACACGCGCGACCUCAAAGCCAAGCUGGACGAGAUGCUGCAGUACACCGACCUCGCGCAACACACCGCCGACAGCGCCGACCAACUCAACGCUAAGAACAGACAAUCGAAAUUCGGCAACAAAGUGACAUCUGUGACGAAACUAAACACGGCGGCCAUGAAGGAUCUGAUCGACGCCGGCUACGACAUCGGCAACGGCACGUUCCACACGCUGGUGGCCGGCACCAUCGUCGUCAACUCCACCGCCGCUCUUGAAGCUAUCGGGAAGGCCAACCAGGAACUCAUAGACAGGCUCGACGAGUUGGAGAACACGCUGCCCGAGCUCUUCAACCUGACCGAAGUGGCUGGACAGCAUACUUCCAUGCUGAGGUAUAGGGCGGACAACCUGCGCGACCUCGCCGAGCGCGAGAACAACAACUCUCGCACGCAACACGCGUACACCGCGGCCUCGGCGUACUCCUCCAUCGUGACGGAGAUCGGCGACGGAAAGAAGGCUGCCGACGACGCCGAACAAGCCGUCAGGAACAUCACAGACCUGACCAACGAGUUGAACAACCGCGUGGUACCGGCGCGCGACCGCUCCAGGAGUCUCCUAGAAGCGGCCGCUAAAGCACAGAACAUCGUGGACCAGUCGCUCAGCCCCAACCUCACGCAGGCGCAAGCCAAGCUCGAGCACGCCAUCAAGACCAUGGGAUCAGCUGAUGACGACAACAAUGCUAUACAACUAUCGCUACCUCAGCAGAAGCCGGGUCUGUCGUUAGACGACGAGAUCGCGGCGGCGGACCGCGUCAACAGCACGGUGAGGAACACUCUGGACAUCAUGUCGCAGCUGGGCGCCGACCUCGCCGCCAGCAAGGACUGGGCGCAGUCGCUGCCCAAGCUGGCCGACGAGGCGCAGAAGAUGAACUCCACUGUCGAGAGCCUGGUGAAAGAUAUUGAAAAGCUGAACCCGAGCAUCACGCAGACGUACGAAACGGUGAAGACGCGCCAGGACGACCUCGAGCACCGCCGCAAGGAGGCCGACGAGAAACUACUCAAGCUGAAGGAACUCAUCGAACAGGCCCGCACCGUAGCUAACCGCAUCCAAGUGGGCGUGACGUUCGACCGUCACACGACGCUGCAACCGCGCCUGCCCGACACCAUCGACGAGAUGUCCACCUCCACGCGGGUCUCCGUCUUCUUCAAGACCAAGGAGAAGGACGGCCUCAUCCUCUACCUCGGAAACCCCAAGGACACCAUGCUCCGCCGGACCAAGUCUGAUGAUUUCAUGGUGAUAGGCGUUCAGAACGGCUACCCGUACUUGACGAUGGACAUCGGCGACAGCGCGGACUCGGGCCGCGAGCCGGCGCGCAUCGGCAGCGACAAGUACGUCGCUGACAACCGCUGGUACCAGGUCAUCGUCGACAGGGUCGGUCGCAACGUGAAGCUCUCGAUCCGCGAGAACCAGGACAACGGCUCAGCGGACGUCGUGCACCCUAAGGAGGCCGUCUUACCCGGCCAGCACACGAUCUUCAACCUGGACAAGCAGAAGUCUAAGUUGUACGUGGGCGGGGCGCCCUCAGACGCCAAGCUGCAGGGCGUCAGCUUCCCCGCCUUCGAAGGACAGAUCGAGGAGCUCAUGAUCGGAGACACGCCUGUGGGACUGUGGAACUUUGUCAAGGCUGAGAACUUGAAGGGUGCGCGCCAGAGGGACAAGUUGAUACCCCCGCACACGGGUCCCCAGGAGUACCGGUUCAACGGUAGGUCUCACGUGACGAUGCCCGGCCGAGGUUACCUCACCCCUCAGAAGAACCAGAUCCUGCUGUUCUUCAGGACGUACGCACCCAACGGUCUCAUAUACCUGGUGGGAGAAGGAAAGCACUUCUUCUCAAUACAGAUGCAAGAUGGAAGGGUGUUCCUGCAGGUAUCCCUGGGCAACCCCGACGACCUUCUAAUCAUCGGCACAGCGAACUCGUACAACGACGGCAAGUGGCACAGGCUGGACGCCGCACGUAUCCUCAAUAAAUGCUCACUUAAAGUCGACAGAGAGAUCAUCAAAAUGGACUCCGCUGCAACCGAGGACUCUAUCACUGCCUUAGACACUAUGAACUUCGGUGGAAACAACAAGGGCAUCCUCGAAGUGACGAAGGAAGGCUUCGACGGCUGCAUCAGACAGAUCAGCAUGGACGGCGUCAAUAUAGACCUGAGCGAGAAUUUGGAGUCCAUCGGAGUCGCUUAUGGGUGUCAGUUCGCGUCACUAGUGUCGUUAUCAGGCAAGGGCAGCUACCUGCGCUACGUGGAGAGUACUGCCGGCAACCUGCAGCUGACGCUCAAGUUCAAGACCUCUCGCCCUGACGGCCGGCUGUUCCUUUACGUCACGAAGACGCAGACCACCGCCAUGCCCGACAGCAUCUCGCUCUCGCUUAUUAAUGGUAAGCUGGUUCUGAUGAGUCAGCGCGAGCAGCUGGACACUGGACUGAGCACUUACAACGACUCGCAGUGGCACGUCGUCACCGUCACGCACAACAACAACGCGCUCAGACUCGCCGUCGACGACUUCGACCACUUCAGUACGGACACGGCCCCCGCGCCGCUGCACAUCGUGGACGGCGUGCUGUUCAUCGGCGGCGUGCAGCCGGGCUACGUGGUGGGCGGGCGCGUGGGCACCCGCACUCCCUUCAGCGGCUGCAUCGCCGACGCCAGCGUCAACGGCCGCGUGCUCAACCUGCUCGAGCCCUUCAGCAACAGCAGCAUCGUGUUCGGCCGCUGCGGGACUACCACCACCACAGGCGGACUCAGCCCAGAUCAAGCACAAUGGGCAGCCACACCGCCCACAGACGUGCUGCCCACUCCUGGGCUCCCACCCGCAGCCAGCGAAGCGCCACCUAAAGAAGGUGACGAGGAUUUGUUCAGCGCGAUCCUGCCGGUGCCACCCGCGGAGGCGAGCACGCCGGCGCCGCAGCCGCCCACAGAGGCCGCCACCACGCCCCGCGCCACCACCACCACAGCGCCACCGCCCACCACCACGCGCCGCCCGCCGCCCAAGCCCGAGCCCGGCUGCGCGCUCGCCUACGACCCCUACUACACCCUGGGAGAUCCUGAUAUAGGAUACAGAUUCGGUACUCGCAACGACAGCCGCAUCGAGUACGGCAAGCUCCCGGGCCGGCAGCUGCAGGGCUUCGACCUCACGGUGGGGCUGCGCACGUUCGACCAGCACGGCGGCCUCGUGUUCUACGCCGCCGCCGACAAGGACCCGCAGCAGUUCCUCGCCUUCUAUAUGAAGGAUGCCAGGCUGCACAUGAGGUUCAACUGCGGCGGCGAGACGGCGCUCAUAUCGUCCAGUCAGACGUACAACGACACGGAGUGGCACGCGGUCACGCUGACCCGCAGUGGCGGCCACGGCAAGCUGGCCGUGGACGGCGACCUGGUCGGGGAGACCAGCGUGUUAUGCAACGCGCCCGCACUACUCACUUCACCCUUCUACUACGGCGGGGGCCUCAGGGACCUCAACCCCGUCAUCUCCAAUAACCUCAUGGGCUUCUACCAGCCGUUCAAGGGCUGCCUACAGGGCCUGCAGAUGAACGGGCAGCGCGUGACGGACGUGACCACCCGCGUCAACUCGCUGCGCUGCGUCGACAACGUCGAGGAGGGCGUCUACUUCGGCGCCUCCAGCAACCAGCAGAGCAACUACUUGAAGCUGCUGGAGAACUUCAAAGUAGGCGACGAGGUUUCCAUCGCGAUGGAGAUCCGUCCGCGGAACAGCACGGGGCUGCUGCUGAGCGUGCACGGCAAGAAGGACUACCUGGUGCUGGAGCUGCUGGAGAACGAGGUCGUGGCCACCGUCGAGAACGGGAACGGGCCCUUCCGCGCCAGCUACUCGCUCGGCAACAAGUACUCGCUGUGCGACGGCAACUGGCACAAGAUACACGUGGUGAAGUCGGUGUACGUGGUGUCGGUGGGCGUGGACGGGCACUUCUCGAAGCCGGGCCUGGGCGCGUACUCGUCGACGGACACGCGGUCCGCGCUGUACGUGGGCGGGCACGAGCGGCCGCUGCACAAGCUGCGCGGCGUGAGGGCGCGGCGUGGCUUCUCCGGCUGCCUGCGGAACCUGCUCAUCGGGGACUCGCCGGUGCGCGUGCCGCUCACGGCCGCCGGCCGCAACACACACGUCGGCGUCUGCCCCGCUGACUAACUUACUCGUACUUACAACAGAUACUCAACUUAACUUCAUAAUAUAUAUAAUUUUUCUAACUAUAUUUUAUUAGAACAAUUUAUUCUGUCAAUAAUCUGCUAUAUCCAGUUUUCAUUUUUGAGUUAUAUAAGUAUCAAUUCAAUUAAAAAUUGUGUAUGUCUUAUAAAAUAUAGCUGAAGCAUAUCUAUGUACGUAAUCAUAUUGUCGUAUUAGUUAAAAACAAUUUUUACGUUUUAUCCAAAUAUUUUUUGUUUACUGUGUUCGUUAAGAAACAAUAGUUAGUUGAACAUGUUACAGCUAUGAAAUUUACACAGUCUUAAAAAAUCUCUUUCAAUCUUCAGUAUUUCCGAGAUUAUGUAUGUAUAAGCAUUUAUAUAACUAUGUGCAUUUUAAUUUGACAACAAACCUCAACAACUUUUACACAACCUUUGUACUUUGUAUUUUAUGUUGUUCAUUAUAUAUUAUAUCAAUAAAACUCA
Messenger RNA from Trichoplusia ni (cabbage looper), 11358 nucleotides. It is a transcript of the gene LanA, whose product is annotated as laminin subunit alpha. Lineage: Eukaryota; Metazoa; Arthropoda; Insecta; Lepidoptera; Noctuidae. The record is from RefSeq and is a predicted model, not a curated record. Gene Ontology annotation, biological process: axon guidance; cell adhesion. Gene Ontology annotation, cellular component: basement membrane.